AUUUUACAGGAUGUUAGUUUGAAUUCUUGCUGCUCGUCUGUCAGAUGUCUAAUGCUCUCUGUGAUCACGUGACCAUUUCUCCAUGAUGUGGAUAGUAAAAGUGUUCCCUACUACCCUAUGAAGAACUGGAAGAGAAUACACGGCUCUGAGCUCUCGUCAUGGCCGCGCUGGAGCAGUGUGACUUGUCUCUCAUGAGUCUGGAGGAUGAGCUGACCUGCAGCAUCUGUCUCAGCCCCUUUGAAUGUCCGGUGACCAUCCCCUGCGGACACAACUUCUGCCAGGGCUGCCUGCUCACCACCUGGACGGAGCCCUACAGAUGUCCCCAGUGUCGGACCCUCUUCCACACCAAACCCGAGCUGAAGAAAAACACGGUCCUCAGCACCGUGGUGGAGACCUUAAACCUGAGGAUGGUCAGGAGCGAGGUGAGCAUGUUAGCAGAGGAGGAAGAGACCAAGGAAGAGACCAAGGAAGAGACCAAGGAAGAGGCUGUCAUACGCUGUGACACCUGUAUGGAAGCAGAGGCGGCCAACACCUGCCUCACCUGCAUGGCCUCUUUCUGCGAGGAGCACCUGCGUCCUCACCGGGAGAACCCGGUGUUCCGUCUCCACCAGCUGAUUGAGCCAGUCAGGGACCUGUUGGAGCACUUGUGCCCGGACCACCACAAGCUGAUGGAUCUCUUCUGCAGCCAGCAUGUCCGCCCCAUCUGCAGCCUCUGUCUCCAGCAAAACCACAAAGGCUGCCUCUUCACUUCUCAUGAGGAGCAGAGGAAGCUCAAAGAGUCGGACCUGAAGGACAAGUUGGAGUUUCUUAAUACAAAGAUUGUGCAUAAUGAGACCAUUAUGUAUAAAAUGAGGGACAUGGAGGGAAUGUUGAAGGUCUCAGCCGCCAACAAGAAGAAAGCGUUGGUAGUCGAGUAUCAAGAGAUGCACGACUUGUUGACUCAAGAGGAGAGCAUUGCUCUGAAUGCAGUGGAUCGAGAGGUGGAGACUGGUGAAACCAAAUUGAAGCUUAUCAUGAAGAAGUUCGCUGAGAACAUCGACCACAUGAGUGGGUCUAAAGAAUAUAUCAACAAUCUGCUUAGUCAGUCGCAAACACUGGCCUUCUUGCAGGUGUCAUGUAACCUGCCUGCAGCUGCUAACUUUGACCCUUACACCCCUCGAAUCAGCCUGGACUCCAAGAAGGUGAUAGCCAGCGAGGCCUUUGCUGUGACCUUAAAGGAGCACCUGACUGAGCUGUUUAAACAGCCUGUUGAGUCCAGACUGCAGCUGAUUAAACCAGAGCCUCUAGGACAUCCGGGAUAUCCCAAGUGCCCAAGUCCAGAUCCAGGUCCACAGCCUAAAGCAGGCCCAAAGAAGAAGCCUUCAAAACAAACCAAAAAACCUCAAUCCACUGAAGACCUGGUGGGAUAUAAUCCUUUCGCCGAGUUUGGUGGGAGAGCCCCAGGUUGUCCUCCUGUUUUUCAACCCAAUCAGAAAACAGAAACUUCAGACAUUCCCGCAAACCUUGCAUGUGCAGAAAAAAGAAGUGAACUUCUGAAAUAUGCUUCAGUACUCACACUGGACCGCAAGACUGCCCACAAACGCAUCACGCUGACUGAGGAGUUUACUAAGGCCUCUGUGACAGAUGAGCAAGCAAACUACCCCAACUGCUCUCAACGUUUCGUCGUCUGCUCCCAAGUACUCGCCUCCAAGGGUUUCUCGAGCGGGCGCCACUACUGGGAAGUCCGACUGGGCUGCAACAACUUUAUCGGCAUUGGCUUGGCUUACAGCAGCAUUGACCGUAAAGGUCCCACCAGUCGCCUGGGCCGCAACGCCCAGUCCUGGUGUGUCGAAUGGUUUAACGUCAAGCUGUCCGCUUGGCAUAACAGCCAUGAAACCGUGCUGUGCGAUCCCAAUCCAAAGCGCGUAGGUGUGCUGUUAGAUUGUGAGGGGGGCAAGGCUACAUUCUUCAACGUGGCAGAUAGGGCAUAUCCCUUCCACACGUUUGACUUACCUUUGCUGAAGCAGUGUAUCCAGCUUUCUGGAUGUUCUCCAGUGGUUCAUCCAUUACUUUGUGCAAGCUGUAGGGAUGUGGAGUAUAUUGUCAUAAUUACACACACACACAAUCAGCCCCUUGAUGUCAUUACUGAAAUUAAUAUCACAAUAGUUACGUUAAACAGUUUGUCUAUAAAUGUAUGUUAAAGAAAAUUGAUAAUUAACAAAUGUAAGAGGCCGACAUGCUUCAAUAGCCUCCAAACUUAAAAGUAGAACCA
Molecule: messenger RNA, 2251 nt
Organism: Hippoglossus stenolepis (Pacific halibut)
Lineage: Eukaryota; Metazoa; Chordata; Actinopteri; Pleuronectiformes; Pleuronectidae
Product: E3 ubiquitin/ISG15 ligase TRIM25
Exons: 9
Coding region: 159-2180 (673 amino acids)
Molecular function (GO): protein binding
Source: RefSeq, a predicted model, not a curated record